AUGGCAUAUUUCCCUGGUUUCCUUGGCUUUUUGGGCCUCUUGUUCAUCAGCAGUCUGCUACUGGGAACUUUUGCCUUAGACAGCGAAAUAGUGGAGGCUAAGACCGGUGGACUCAAUGCAACUGACCUUAAUGAAACAGUGAAAAUAAAUUUGGAAGAAAAGUGGAGCUCUAAUGGAACGAUGCAGGCGCAAACUUACAACAUUCUGCAGGCCGGCUGCCCGCUAGGAUAUGUCCUGGCCAACAAACAUUGCCAUAAGCAAGCUUAG
Drosophila takahashii is the source of this 267-nucleotide messenger RNA. The record is from RefSeq and is a predicted model, not a curated record. Lineage: Eukaryota; Metazoa; Arthropoda; Insecta; Diptera; Drosophilidae.